Molecule: messenger RNA, 6493 nt
Organism: Mirounga angustirostris (Northern elephant seal)
Lineage: Eukaryota; Metazoa; Chordata; Mammalia; Carnivora; Phocidae
Gene: EFCAB8
Product: EF-hand calcium binding domain 8
Exons: 26
Coding region: 1926-5861 (1311 amino acids)
Molecular function (GO): protein binding; calcium ion binding
Source: RefSeq, a predicted model, not a curated record
UGGAAUCAUGACCUGAGCCGAAGGCAGAUGCUUAACGACUGAGCCACCCAGGCGUCCCUGUCAUUCUUUUAUAAAAAUUGGCAUCGUACUGUGCACUUUUUGCAUCUUUUCUUACUUAUUACUACCUAUUGGAAAUCCCUGCUAGUCCUCUGCUGAAGGCCAGGUUCAGCCUUUUGAGUGCUGUGGGGAUGUUCUGAGCGCAGGCGUACUGAUUCACUCAGCCGCUCCUCUUCCAUAGCCAAUUUGCCUUAUUUUUUGCCACUACGAAUGAUGCUGCAGCGACCACUCCCAGCCAGUGGUCUUUCACAGAUGAGUGAUGUAAAUCGCUAUCCACCACUUGACCUGCUCCACCGAAAUAAAUCCUAAAGAUUGCCAUGAAUGUUUUUUGAAUUAAAAAUGGAGAAAUGCAUGAUUUAGACUAUAGAAAUCCUCCAUAAUCUCACCUGCCAGAGAUAACCACCACUAAAUUUGGAGUGUAUUUUUCCAGGCUCUGCAUGUGCCAACAUAUACAUACACAAUAUUCUUUUUUUUUUUUUUUUUAAGAUUUCAUCUAUUUACCUGACAGCACAAGCAGGGGGAGCGGCAGGCAGAGAAGCAUGCUCCCCACUGAGCAGAGAGCCUGGCAUGGGGCUCAAUCCCAGACCCCAGGAUCAUGACCCGAGCCAAAGGCAGACACUCAACCAACUGAGCUGAGCUACCCAGGUGCCCCCAUGCACAAUAUUCUUAACAGAAGUGGAUCUAUCAAUCCACUCCUGCAGCUUUUUUCCUCAGUGACCUUUAAUGGCUGUGUUCAGUGGCCUUGUCUUUUUCUUACCCUCUCCGUCCACUUUGAGGCUUCCUUCCUCCUGUCUUUUGCAUGUUUCCCCUCCUCUUUCUAUCCCCUAAAUGUAGCCAGUCAUCAGUUUCAGGCCCCAUAUUUCCAGGUAUUUGUUUCUCAUUUCUAAUUGGACAGCCCAGCAUCACAUGCAUGAAGCCACUUUCCCUCCUUGCUGCCUUUCCUGGAAAUGUUACCCUCAGUUACCCUGGUUCUUGGCUUCCAAAUUUCCUUUCCUUUGGCUCCUUUCUCUCCUUUGGUUUUCACAUCUGAGCUGCCGCCAAGACAAUUUAGGUUGGGACACUGUUGGCCAGUCUUCAAUCUUCCCUCUGCUUAUGCUGAUGAGUUUCCAUAAUUGCCCUUCAUCCUGCUCGGACUCCCUGGCGAAAUACUGGAGCUUCUACAUUCUGCUUCCAUUUUUCUUUCCUCUCUUCUCUCCCACUAUUCCUCCCCUCCCCACACCCUCAGGAGCUCUUUGUCAAGCCAGUCUGGCUCAUUAGCUCUGUCCCCUGAGCCUGUCUGGGGCUUGACUCUUUCCUGGCCAUUCCCCUGCCAUCCUAAAAAGCUCUUUGGAUUCUUGCUGGUGAGGCAGACUGACACUCAAAUAAUCCUAACAAAGUGCUGUCUUCCAUCUUACAUGGAGGAGCCACUGACCUAGUAGAAAUAUGUCCUUUCUAUUCUCAGAGUAGAACUCUGUGGACCGCACCUCUCCCAUACUCUCAUGUGAUCCCAUGUUGCAGUGAGGAGGAUUCCGUCCUUCCAUAGAGGUCCUGUCUCCAGGCGCACAGGAGGGCAGAUGGGGGAGGGGGAGGAAGUGGAAAGUAGGGCCAUCCUUCACCAUCUCCGGACCCUGUGUUUGACCCUUUGGACAUGUGCCUGCCCCUGGACAUUCUUUUCCCGGUAUGUGAAUUGUAGUUGGUCUCCUAACUGCAUGGCCUCCUAAGCCCCUUCUAAUUCUGUAGAAAGUGUGGCCUGCUUUAGGAAUCCUCUGGCAUUCACUUGAGAAGCCCCAGGGCUUCAAUAGGACAACUCCUUCCCAUCAGGGGGAGGAAGGCUCACAGGGAUAGGCUUGGGAAAAGCUUCCUGCUGGAGGAGCUCCUGGGGAAAAAGGAUGCUCAUCAGAUGCGUGCUGGGGGUGUCUGUGGGUACAGGUAGCAGCCCCCGACCCCCGACCCUGACUUCUUUUCCACCCUCUUGUGACCUAGCUAGGUCAGCCUCCCACAUGGUCUUAGAAAGUUGGAAUAAAGUGACCAUGAUUCCCUUUUCUAGGUCAAGACCAGUGUCUUCCGAGGACUUAAGAGAGAGCCCUCAGUCUCAAAAGGUAUCCACCCCAGGUGGAUUCCAGAAGAGCGAGGAGGUUCUUAGCUCCCCGGCAUUAUCCAUCACUCUUGGCCAACAUGAGUCUCAACUGUUUACCCCGCUACACAUGGCCGAGGUGGAGAAAAUGUUUGAGGAUGAUGUUGACUCGACCAGAGCCCUGGACAUGAAGGCUUUCAUUAAGGCCAUGAAGAAGAUUCUGAGCAAUAUGUCAGAGGAGCUGCUAGAGGUGCUGUUUCUGAAGGUGGACACGGACUGUACUGGGUCCGUCACCUGGCAGAAGUACGUGGAUUACAUGAUGCGGGAGUUCCAGAGAAAGGAGAGGAUGAGAACAAGCCAGUACCGCCUGCGCUUCCACCUUCCCAUGAGGAUCAUCCCCCUGAACCAUGGCUGUGAGAUUGUGAAGGUGCAGUUUUUAACCCAGCGGUUCAAGAAGACGGGACAUCUCCUGACUGUCACCAAGGAUGGGAUCUUGCAGAUCUGGUCUGAGGCCUUCUCGCUGCUUAACUCCUUCAGGCUUAACCAGAUCCAGCAGGUCUAUAACCUGCAGAUGUGGGUCAUCGACAUGGUGUGUCUCUAUAACAUGAACCUGAUUGCGGUUGCAUCUACUGACCAGAAGAUAGAGUUCUUUGACAUUAGCAACCAUAACUGUGCACGGGCCUUCACCUUCAUUGAUCUGGACAGCUGUGUCUUGGCCAUGGACUACUGGUCUGACUAUCACAGAGGUGUGUUCUGCUACGGGGACACCAAAGGCAACGUCAUCAUCUUCACCUCUGACAACGUGACCCACGGGUUGUUCAACCCCCGAAUCCUUCCCAGGACCUCCAAAUGGGAUCACUGGACCAAUGUUUCUGCACGGAAGCUCCUAAAUGAAAAGUCCCCUUUGUAUAGGAGUUACCAGCUGAAGGCGCUCCAUCCCAACUGGUGCCAACAGGUCAAGUUCAUCCCCCAGCUGAACACAGUGGCCUCCUGUUCGGCCAUUGAGAAGUCCUCUCUGGUGCUGACCAUAUUGCCAUCCAAAGCCCCAGAGAGCCCCAAGUUUUCCGUGCUGAACUUAAGAAAAGGGAUUCUUUGCUUUGAUUACUGCCCAGACAAGAACUUAGUGGCGACUGGUGGCUAUGACCCCCUCAUCCGCCUGUGGAACCCCUUCUUCUCAAAAAAGCCCGUGUGGAUGAUGAAGGGGCAUCAGACUUCCGUGACGCACAUCCUGGUGAACAGCAAAAAUAGCAGCAUCCUCCUCAGCGUCUCCAAGGACAAGAAUAUCCGCGUGUGGGACAUGCAGGACUACAUAUGCCUCCAGUCCUUCUGCGGGAAGCUUUUCGCCCUGGGGAACUGCCCCAUCACCAGCAUCUACUUCCACAAGAACGAAGACAGUCUCAUCUGUAGCACCUAUUCGAUUGGGAUCCUCAAAGGGUACUUGGAGACCGAGGAGCCGGGAAAAACAGGGGAGAAGACCACGACCUACAGCUCACCCGUGUGUGCCGUCCUCUACAGCAAGAUUUUUAAGCAGGUGGUGAGUGGCUGCCUGAGCAGCUUGGUGAGCGUGUGGGAGGUGGCGACGGGCAGGCGGACGAUGGAGUUCUCUGUGACCGGCGACCAGCAGAUGGAGCUGUCCACCAUGUGCCUGGACGAAUCGGAGCGCUGCCUGCUCACGGGUUUGCGCGACGGCACCAUAAAGAUGUGGAACUAUGCCAUUGGUGAAUGCCUGCUGGUCUUCCCCAACAUGGACCACCUGGAGAUUAGUGGGAUUGUCCAUAUGAACAAAGCGUUCUAUGUGACCGGGUGGAGUAAGAGAAUCACUUGCUUCAUGCUCCACAAGACCAAGCCAGUGUUCGUGGGCUACCCCUGGCACAUCUUCCACAAGGAGGACGUUCUGAGCAUGGCCAAGUACCAGAACCAGUUCCUCGGGACCUCUUCCUACAACGGGGACAUCCUCUUCUGGAACGUCAACCUGUUCAAGCCCAUCCUCAAUUUCAACGCCUCUGUGAGCCCCUUGCCUUUGCUGCCCAAGAAGGUCCAAGAAGUGGACAACUUCCUGGCUGAGAGCCUCCGGUCGGGCAAGUCCUGCAUGGAGCACCAGGAGUGGGCUCACAGACCACCAGGGCAGCCCCCGGUCCCCAGAGCCAGGACUGUGGCCAACGCCACCCUGCAACGGAACCUGAUGUCGGCGCCCCCGGUGAUGAAGCACCCCAGAGACAAGCAGCCGGAGAGGCCUGCACCCCCACAGAAACCUGUCCACUCUGGAAGCCCCAAGCUGUUAAGAAUGCCCCAUGGCAAACAGUCGAUCUUCAAAGAUGCUCAAAGAGGGGAAUUCCAGAAGAUCCUGCUGCAAUCCAACGCAUCUGUGGAGAAGAUCAUCUUCCUGCAGACCAGGCCUCGCCAGCCACACGUAGCCGUCCUGCUGAGCAGCUGCAUCGACGGCCACAUCUAUGCCUGGUCCAUCCACGGGGGUGGAGGCCUGCUGGGGAAGUUCCCUGUGGACUUCCUAAGCCGGGGCGAUGUGGUCGUGGGUGCCAUGGCCACGGACGAAAAAGACUUGAUCCUUGUCACAGGGGAUUGUAAAGGAUACAUCAAGAUCUGGGACAUCAAGGAUUACUGCACAUUCACUGACAGGUGGUCAUCUCAACCCAGUGGAACAAACAAGUUCCAGUUCUUAAUUCCUGAACGGGUCCAGAUCAACCUCCCACACUACAUCCCCUUGGAGGAGAAGGAGGUCGUGGCUGGCCAGACCAUUUCCCUGGUUCCCCCCAAGCUUCUGAAUACCUGGAAGGGCCACUUGGAUAGUGUGGCAGACAUCCUGUAUGUGGAUAGCUUCCAGCUGGUUGUCAGUGCUGGCCAGGACUGUGACGUCAAGGCUUGGAAACUCUCCGGUGACACCAUUGGGACAUUUGGCCUGAGUGUUUGGAAAAGGUUGCAGGAUGUUCAGAUCGUUGGUGAUCUUGAAGUGAGAAAAAGCUCAGAGGAGGAGGCUCACUCUACCGACGCUGCCCAGAAGGCUUUCCGUCCAGAGCUGCAGGAGGAGCGGGCUCUGGCCGAGGCCCUGGUGUACCAGCGGCGGGAGCAGGUGGUGCUCAUGGCUCUCCUGAAUGGGAAGGCAGACGCUGAGGCUGAGGCGUGGGCUAAGCUGCAGAAGAUCACCCAGACGUCCCCGUGGGCUGGGGAGCGCUCCCCGGAAGACAUUGAGCGCAGCUGGUGCAAGUGGGAGUCCAAGGGCAAGCAGAUGAGCAAAGUUGUGGGAGCAGCCUACAAGCCCAAGGACCGGUCGCGGAGUUCCCGACUCCUGUCCACCCACGUGCAGUAUGACUGGAUGAAGCACCAGAUUUCACCUCAGAUCUACCAAAGCCUGCACUUCAACGGACUGUCACCCACCCACACACCUGACCUAGUGCUUCACAACCUUCUAGAGCAGGAGGGCCCGCACAGCCACCUGGCAGCCCAUCACAGCCACAAGGACCCGGAUCCUGAUAGGGACACCAGCUCGUCUGCCACCUCCCUCUCCCUCAGCGACACCCUCACCCUGACAGCCUCAGGCUCCGGGUUCCUGGAGUCUGCCUUGUCCAGCUCCCCGUACCUCCAGGCCUCCCCCUUGGUCCUGUCCCAGGCAUCCAGGUACAUUGUGCAGAGGUCGGCGACCCCCAUGCCUGCUGCCUCAUCCGUCGAACGGCUCUCAAGACCUCUGAAGGCCACCCUUCGGUCCUCCACGAAGAAGAGCUACCGCAUCCGGUUCUAAGGUGGCCCACCCUCUCUCCAGUUCUCCAGCGCAAGGCCCAGGCCCAUGGGCGUCCUGUCUGUCCCUGGCUUAUUACCCCUGCUAGACCCAGAAGGUAGAGACUUUCUUCUAUUGACCUCCUUCUUUACCAGAGUCCUGGAGAAGAAAAUAAAUAUUUGCAGAUAUCGGAGUCCCAUAGGCCAGGAGGUUGGGUUGUGUGUCCCUUGCCACUUUAGACACCAGGCUGUGUCUGACAUUGGGCCACGUCCCCCCCCCACCAGGCCCUGGCUGGAUGCAGGGGAGAGUCCCCUCCCCCAGGAUACCUGGGGCAGCCGUCUGGCAGGUGAAGCAUAGGGCCGGGACCUCGAAGGCUCCGUGGUGAUGCGGCUGGUGGGUCACGCCGCUGGGCUGAGCUGUUUGCUUCUGCAACUUGGUUCAGCCUCAUGGCUAGCCAUCUGGAGGUGGUGGUGGCUGUGUGUCUCCUGCCCUGCUGUGUGUCUGUCCUCCUCUGCCAUCAGGCACUCGCCAUAGGGAACUCUGCAUUUACAAACUGUCUGCCCCUCCUGCAAGGGAGGCCCCGAAGUGUGGUGGAGGGCACCUUGGCCUGGCUCUGUCGCUUUGGACCCAGGUUUUUCUGAGCCAAAGCCCUAGAU